CGAUUGUCUUGUUCUGGCGUAUGACUCGUUCUUUGGUUUAUAUCCAUUACCCCAUGCAGAGACUCGCCCAUCCAUCUAUGUUUCAGCAGAUUAAAGUCUGCAAUCAUAUCUCUCACUGGUAAAAACCUCGGGGACGAUUAGCCGGUCACCAUGAGCUGUAUCCGUGCCGUGCUGCCCAUCAUGGGCUCCUGCGUUGCUUUUCUGCUGGGCAUCCUGUGUCUCUUCGCUGGUAGCCAGCGUCAGCUCCUGCCCCAGGCAUCUCUUCUAACUUUAUAUACCGGAGGCGCUGGUGGCGCGGGGGCCCCCGAUUAUUUCUCCGUCUACACCAUGUCCUAUUGUACUGGGUUUCAGGAAUUGUGUGUGUCAGAUGAGACCACAAAUGCCACCACGAUCAAAAAUGAAAUUAUCGGCUGCUCUGACCGCAGCGUGCUGUUUACCUUCAACCCGAGCGAGGCCAUUCUCAAUGCCUUGGGAACGCCAUCUGGAACGCUAUCGCCGGAUGAGUGGCCUUCGUGCAUCACGGACGACUUCGAGGCGUUGGGCCCAACCAACACCACCAUGGUCGUGUUUUUCAUUUUCGGUACGACAACCGCAGCUUUGGCUAUCGGAGCUCGGAUCUGGUCAAUUGCCUGCACACGAGCGUCAAGCAGGCCCCCCAGCUACACCGGGGACCCAUCCCCUCGCUUCGAUUCCGAGACUCCGCCGUCUCGAGUGGAGUUUCUGAUCUUCCUGGUGAGCCUGUUCAGCUUCGGAGUCGCUUCCGUCAUUGCCAGCGUCAUCACGACCGAGUUCGUGAAGUUGAUCAACACCUCGGGCAAUGGACAUGGAGUAUCAGCGACUACGAGUACAUCGUUCCUGGGAAUGGCCUGGACAGCAGCGGUGCUGCAAGCCCUGUGCACCGUGUAUAUCCUGAUUGACAUCAUCCGAUACCGUGCACGUUGCCGAAUGCCGCCAUCCGAGUUGCCGGAGCAGAAGCCACUGGUAGGGUGUGACUAAACGUCUGGGUCUCAUCAGCGUUGCUUGCCUUCAUCUUCAUGUGCUUGUCUCCUGUGGUCACUUCUUACCUGUACCAAGAGAUCCUGUUUCAUAGCGUGCUUGUUUCAAUGCAUUCCAUGCCACUCUUGAGAAGACUCGGGUUUGGUAUCCUGGC
This is a messenger RNA of Aspergillus ibericus CBS 121593, 1150 nucleotides long. RefSeq lists its product as uncharacterized. Gene Ontology annotation, biological process: fungal-type cell wall organization. Gene Ontology annotation, cellular component: cell cortex of cell tip; plasma membrane. The coding region runs from base 151 to 996 and encodes 281 amino acids. The transcript is spliced from 3 exons. NCBI's taxonomy places the organism in Eukaryota, Fungi, Ascomycota, Eurotiomycetes, Eurotiales, Aspergillaceae. The record is from RefSeq and is a predicted model, not a curated record.